UCAGCUCCUUUAAAUUCCGCGUGUGAGCCGUCACGCUCUACUUGCUGUCACCUAAUCGCUGCUCCACUUCCACCUCCACCUCAACCUUGGUAGCACAGACUCUUACAAAUAUCUUUUCCGGCUCGUUUCGCCUCAUCUCGUCUCGUCUUGGCUGAAUCGGUCUGGAAAGCUGCUCUUCUUCAUUCUUCGCAGAGUGUGUUAUUCUCGUUUCUGAGUUGAGAUGAGCAGCAGUCCGGCGCCGUUUUCGGAUAUUGGCAAGAAAGCCAAAGACCUCUUGAACAAAGAUUAUACUUUUGACCACAAGUUUACCUUGUCAUUGCCAACAACUACAGGACUGGGACUUACAGCUACUGGUUUGAAGAAGGACCAAUUUUUCACUGGUGACAUUAAUAGUGUGUACAAGGGCGAAAAUACUAUUGUGGAUGUAAAAGUUGAUACAUAUUCUAAUGUAUCAACAAAAGUGACUCUGAUUGGUAUCUUGCCAUCUACCAAAGCAGCAUUUAGCUUCAAAAUACCAGAUCACAAGUCUGGCAAGUUGGACGUGCAGUACCUUCAUCCUCAUGCUGCCAUUGAUUCUAGUAUUGGCCUGAAUCCAACUCCUCUUUUGGAGCUAUCUGCAGGAAUUGGAAGCAAAGAACUGGUUGUGGGUGGUGAAGUUAGUUUUGAUACUGGUUCUGCUACAUUCACCAAGUACAAUGCCGGGAUUGGCUUGAACAAGCCUGAUUUUUCUGCUUCACUUAUACUGGCGGAUAAAGGAAAGUCACUUAAAGCAUCUUAUGUGCAUGCUGUGAAUCCAUUCACUUCAGUUGCUGCUGAAAUGACUCAUAGGUUUUCUACCUAUGAAAACAGUUUCACCAUUGGAAGUGCUCAUGUUGUAGAUCCGUUGACAAUUUUAAAAACGAGAUUGUCUGAUGGUGGAAAGGUUGCACUGCUAUGCCAGCGAGAAUGGCGACCUAAGUCACUGGUAACUGUUUCAGCGGAAUAUGACUCAAAGACCAUUAAUGCUGCCCCUAAGUUGGGUCUUGCUCUUGCUCUUAAGCCUUGACUUGGAACGAACUUUGCCCCAUUCUACAACUUAAAUUAAUUCAAUACUUUGAACUUGUUACAUAUUUGUUCUUUCAUUUUCAAAUACCCAAGGAGGGUUAUGCUUUACAGAUUUCAUACUUGAAAACUGAAAGAUCUAGCGAUGCCUUGAUGGAACAUUCUUGAGCAUGGGUAGGGAAACUGAACCCAGUUUUGGAAAAUUUGAUAAAAAUAACAGCAGUACAUUUUUGUUGCUA
Messenger RNA from Mangifera indica (mango), 1280 nucleotides. Its product is annotated as mitochondrial outer membrane protein porin 4. Lineage: Eukaryota; Viridiplantae; Streptophyta; Magnoliopsida; Sapindales; Anacardiaceae. Gene Ontology annotation, biological process: monoatomic anion transmembrane transport. The transcript is spliced from 7 exons. The record is from RefSeq and is a predicted model, not a curated record. The coding region runs from base 221 to 1045 and encodes 274 amino acids. Gene Ontology annotation, molecular function: voltage-gated monoatomic anion channel activity. Gene Ontology annotation, cellular component: mitochondrial outer membrane.